UUUUUGGACUUCUUUUUAUAUAUAUACAUUUUUUUGGUCGCCGUUUUUAAUGGUACAAUGUCGUCGUUGCCAGGAACUGUACCGAGAAUGAUGCGCCCGGCUCCCGGACAGAACUAUUCCCGCUCCGGAUUCCCUCUGGAAGUGUCCACUCCUCUGGGUCAGGGACGGGUCAACCAGCUCGGGGGCGUCUUCAUCAACGGCCGGCCGCUGCCCAACCACAUCCGACACAAGAUCGUGGAGAUGGCCCACCACGGGAUCCGGCCGUGCGUCAUCUCCAGGCAGCUGCGCGUCUCCCACGGCUGCGUGUCCAAGAUCCUGUGCCGCUACCAGGAGACGGGCUCCAUCCGACCCGGAGCCAUCGGCGGCAGCAAACCCAGGCAGGUCGCUACGCCCGACGUGGAGAAGCGGAUAGAGGAGUACAAGCGGGACAACCCCGGCAUGUUCAGCUGGGAGAUCCGGGAUAAGCUGCUGAAAGACGGCGUGUGUGACAGAAGCACAGUCCCUUCAGGUGAGGCCUCCUCUGUGAGCUCCAUCAGCCGCGUGCUUCGAGCUCGAUUUGGGAAAAAGGACGACGAGGACGAGUGCGACAAGAAGGACGAGGACGGAGAGAAGAAGACCAAGCACAGCAUCGACGGCAUCCUCGGCGACAAAGGCAGUCGGAUGGACGAAGCGUCGGAUGUGGAGUCGGAGCCUGACCUCCCCCUGAAGAGGAAGCAGCGCCGGAGUCGGACUACGUUCACGGCGGAGCAGCUGGAGGAGCUGGAGAAAGCUUUUGAAAGAACACAUUACCCUGACAUUUACACCAGAGAGGAGCUGGCGCAGAGGACUAAACUGACUGAGGCCAGGGUCCAGGUGUGGUUUAGCAAUCGAAGGGCCAGGUGGCGAAAACAAGCUGGAGCCAGUCAGCUAGCAGCAUUCAACCACCUUCUGCCGGGUGGAUUUCCUCCGACAGGAAUGCCGACACUUCCUACGUACCAGCUGCCCGAGUCCAGCUACCCGACCAACUCUCUGUCCCAAGACGGUGGUGGUACAGUUCACCGACCCCAGCCUUUACCUCCAUCCACCAUGCACCAGGGUGGUCUGUCCAGCCCUGACAACAGCUCUGCCUACGGUCUGGCCUCCAACCGGCACGGGUUCUCCAGCUACUCCGACACAUUCAUGAGCUCUGCAGCGCCGAGCAACCAUGUCAACCCUGUCAGCAAUGGAAUUUCCCCACAGGUUAUGAGCAUCCUGAGUAACCCCAGCAGUGUUUCAUCGCAGCCACAACACGACUUCUCCAUCUCGCCGCUCCACAGCACGCUGGACUCCUCUUCGUCCAACAGCAUCUCGGCCAGCUGCAGCCAGCGCUCGGCCGAGGCUUCCAUCAAAACGGUGGACAGCCUUCCCUCGUCCCAGUCUUACUGCCCCCCCACGUACAGCACUACCAGCUACAGCAUGGACCCGGCUGUGGCGGCCGCCGGUUACCAGUACAGUCAGUACGGCCAGACUGCUGUGGAUUACCUGGCAAAGAACGUCAGCCUUUCCAGUCAGCGCAGGAUGAAGCUGGCUGACCACUCAGCUGUACUGGGACUGCUGCAAGUGGAGACCGGCCAGGCCUACUAGCACCCGCCUGACAGAUUCAAACAGCACGACACCGGGCCACCAGCACAACCCACACCUCCUCCUCCUGCAGUGCAGAUCUUCCAGACAGCCUCUGUGGGUGUGAGUGUGUGUCGCAGAUUGACAAUAUGUUGGGCUGAAAUUUAGCUUUUUUAAAACUUUAUUUUACGUUUCUGGUUCUUCAGGGUUUAAAGAUUGACUAAUGUAGCUGUCCAAGCUUGAAACAUUCCUCAUGGGACCAACCGUUACCACAACCAUGAUAUCAAGUGUUACGAAAAAAAACUGUUUUUUGCACCUUUUUAUUGUUUUUUUUCUUUGUUGUUAUUUUUGCAAUAUGCAGCAUCAGCUUUACUGGAUAAUGAUAAAUGAGUGAUAUAAACAAUUACCACCUAAGCCAAUCAGCCUGAGUGUAACCUCCAGCUAUCGACAAUUCAUUUCACAAAACCUGAGAUUUAUUUUAAACCACCAUGUGCUCCUGACUGAUUUUAAAAUGCAAAGAUGUCCACAGUGAAACACUUAAGCAAUAGAAAAACAGCUAAAUCUCCCCUUUUUUUACAUUAAAGUCAUCAGGCUAAUGACAGAACACACUUUAUGGAGACGUUAAAUCAUUUUUAAAGUGUCAUAAAUGCAUUUUGUCUCGAUUCGUGUCACCUGGAGUGAAACUUUGUUUGCAUCCAUGCUCUCAGUGAAUGGACAUUCAAUGCAGUUUAACAAACAUUUCCCUGAGACGAGGUCUGAAAGCAGCUUAAGGAAACACAAGUCACCUCCUGGUAUUUCAUUGGCGUACUUUCCUGAUUGUGUUGUCAGACAACCUAUGAGUCAUGAACGCUACCUCAGAUCCACGUGUUGUAUUUCUGACCACGUUCAGACGGGCGGUCGGAAUCUUAAACACUGGGUUCCACAAAAACAGUGUUUUAAGCUGCUGUCAUUAAGAACGAGCUCAGCUGGACGGGUUGGACGGUGUUGUACCAAGUUUUAAACGACGUUUGAAUUGAUUUGGGUGCAGCUCAGAUUACUGGCAGCUCACAUGGGUGUCAGUGUGUAAAGGGAGAUCACCACCUCUGCACCAGAUCGAUCUGGAUCGAUUCAGCCAUUCCUGAAGACCUGACCCUGGUAUGCAGCCCGUCUCACCAGCAGUAAGACCUCCUGGAGAGCUUGGCAGUAGCUGGAGAUCCGGCUCUUGAUUAAGCAGCUGACAUUCAGUGUUCAGAUGUUCACGCCCCACUUGGUUUGGAUCCCAACACUUCUCUGUUCUUCAUUUGAAUUUAUUUUAAUUAUAUCUCAUGUGAUGUCUCCUUGCAGUUAUCUAUAAAACAGGUGGUGGUAGAUCUGAACUGGGUUCUGUUGGGUCACAUAUGCAAUCACAUCAGCACUAACGGUGUUCAGUUAACGAGUGUUACUUCAUGUGCUAAAUGUGUUUCUUAGGAAAGUACAGCUGUGGAUUAUGUUUCUCUUAUGUUCAUAUUGAGAAUACUGCUGAAUGACAACGAAGAAUGGUUCAGGAUGCUUCUGUAGGGCCUGUGUCUGAAACAAUUGGGUUUUAAAAAAGUGAGCUGAGAAUUAAAUUGGAGUUUAUUAGAGUUGGUUGAGCGUAUCAGUUCAUGAAGAUAAAAGCUCAGAUAAUGGAUUUUAUGUACCUUCAACUAGAACCAGGCCAGGCUCACUUUGAACAGACUUAUGUUAGAGAGACGUACCUUUACAGACCUGUAACUUCCUCUUUGGUAUAUUAUAUCAGUUCCUUUACUCCAAUAAGCUAAUGCAGAAGCUGAUCAUGUUUACCUCCUGAGUUAUCCUUUGUGCAUUUCUUUUUUACAGUAAAUUUUCUCUUUUUUGGUGCUCAUUUACUACAUCGAUGAAACUUACAGGAAAGAGCUUUAUGUCAUGUCCCCUGUACAUCUACAGAUAUCUGCAGAAAAGGCUUCAUUUGCACUAUAGCAAACAAUUAAAGUUGUUUUUUUUGUCUUAAAAAUAGAAAUGUGGUUUUCAAACAAUUUCCCAUUGAGAAACUAUCAGUUAACAUCCACACAAAUUAGCCUUUUCUUCCAUAAACAGUCGUACAGAUUUCUGAAAAAUGAACCAGUUUCAGACGGGAUUCCUUUUUGAUUGUGAAGAACAAAAGCUUUGCUAGAGAACUGGACUGUCCUGACCACAAGGUCAGCUCCACACCAUUCCACUCCUUCAUGCCCUCCACAGGAGCUGCUGCACUGCUCAGGAGAGGAACCCCGGUGCUGGAUGGAUGCCACCACACUGAGCUUUGUGGAAACCGCUUCACGGGCUGGAGGACAAACUGACGCUCAACAGAAUCAUUCCAUCCAUUAAUAACCUGCGAACGAUCAAAAUGCAGCGUUAAAGUUCUUUUACUUUUGUUUUUUUCCUGCUUUCGAUGGCAUUCCAGAGAGACACAGAAUCAUUCUAUUGUGGAUUUUAAGAUGACGCCAUGAAACAGAACUACGGAGUUUUGAUGAGUUUUAUUUGCAUUCCACUGGAUGCUGGUGUCCACGUAUUCACAUUGCAAUCAUCACUUUUCUAAUGUUGUCCGCCUGCGUCGCCACACAGAGCCAUGAGAGCCCUUUGGACAUCAGUAACCUUCUUUCUUGUGUAAAUAUAUUUUUUCACUGACAGCAAACCAACCUCAACCAAGAAGAACAUGAAGUAUUAAAUGUACAGAUAAUGUUUUAUUCCCACCCCCUCCUGUUCACCUCUUGGUCCUUUCUCUGCUUGUUUUGUUAAGUUUUGAGUUUGGCAUGUGUUUAUCUCACCAUAGUAUAAUUUAUUCUGCUGUAUGAAGUAUUAGACUAGUGACAAAUUUAUAUUGGCAUUUACUCCCCUCAGCCUCUUGGUGUGUGUAACACUGGCGUAACUGUUUGUUCAUUAAAGCUCUACAACUGGACCGAGACCA
Messenger RNA from Stegastes partitus (bicolor damselfish), 4498 nucleotides. Its product is annotated as paired box protein Pax-7-like. Bases 58 to 1602 code for a protein of 514 amino acids. The transcript is spliced from 9 exons. Gene Ontology annotation, molecular function: RNA polymerase II cis-regulatory region sequence-specific DNA binding; DNA-binding transcription factor activity, RNA polymerase II-specific. NCBI's taxonomy places the organism in Eukaryota, Metazoa, Chordata, Actinopteri, Pomacentridae. Gene Ontology annotation, biological process: anatomical structure development; regulation of transcription by RNA polymerase II. The record is from RefSeq and is a predicted model, not a curated record.